Exaiptasia diaphana is the source of this 3791-nucleotide messenger RNA. Its product is annotated as DNA-directed RNA polymerase II subunit RPB2. Lineage: Eukaryota; Metazoa; Cnidaria; Anthozoa; Actiniaria; Aiptasiidae. The record is from RefSeq and is a predicted model, not a curated record. The coding region runs from base 124 to 3393 and encodes 1089 amino acids. The transcript has 21 exons. Gene Ontology annotation, molecular function: DNA binding; ribonucleoside binding; DNA-directed RNA polymerase activity. Gene Ontology annotation, cellular component: RNA polymerase II, core complex. Gene Ontology annotation, biological process: DNA-templated transcription.
CCAAAAGUAGUAGCGAGAGGAAGUGUGAGAAUAAAAUCCGUCUUCAUCGACCUCCCAGCUGUACUUUCACAGUCUAUAUUUCUCAAAUUAGAUAUAUAAACUUCUCAUUUGUGCUUUACCACCAUGAGUGGCAUGUAUGACCAUGAUGAUGAUGCAGGUUAUGGAGAGGAUGAGGGUGAGGACAUUACGCCAGAUUUAUGGCAAGAAGCUUGCUGGAUCGUUAUUAGUUCGUAUUUCGACGAGAAAGGUCUUGUCAGGCAACAGUUGGACUCGUUCGACGAGUUUAUUCAAAUGUCAGUGCAGAGAAUCGUGGAAGAUUCACCAGAAAUAGAUCUCCAGGCUGAGUCCCAGCAUAUGACAGCAGACACAGAGAUCCCUGCAAAAUAUGUGUUAAAGUUUGAACAAAUCUACCUGUCCAAGCCUACUCAUUGGGAAAAAGAUGGCGCACCAAGUGCCAUGAUGCCAAAUGAAGCCAGGCUUCGAAAUCUAACGUAUUCGGCACCAUUUUACGUAGACAUCACAAAAACAAGAAUCAAAGAGAAUGAAGAGCCACAGACAGUUACCCACAGCAAAAUGUUCAUCGGCAAAAUCCCUAUCAUGCUUAGAUCAACAUACUGUCUCUUAAGUAACCUCAAUGAUCGUGAUUUAACAGAAUUAAAUGAGUGCCCAUUAGACCCUGGUGGCUACUUUAUCAUUAACGGCUCUGAGAAAGUCUUAAUUGCUCAAGAGAAAAUGGCUACUAACACUGUCUACGUCUUCUCGAAAAAGGAUUCCAAGUAUUCCUACACUGCCGAGAUUCGUUCAUGUCUUGAACAUUCAUCAAGACCAACAAGCUCCAUGUGGGUUUCUAUGCUUGCUAAAGGAAGCCAAAGUGGUCGUCGUAGUGCUAUAGGGCAAAGGAUUGUGGGUUCAUUGCCGUAUAUAAGGCAGGAGAUUCCUAUAAUGAUUAUAUUCAGAGCGCUUGGGUUUGUUGCCGAUAGAGAUAUCUUGGAGCAUAUUAUUUAUGAUUUUGAAGACCAGGAGAUGAUGGAAAUGGUUAAACCAUCUUUGGAUGAAGCCUUUGUAAUCCAGGAACAGAAUGUUGCAUUGAACUUCAUUGGAUCCCGUGGAGCAAGACCUGGUGUGACUAAAGAAAAGAGAAUUAAGUAUGCCAAAGAAAUCCUACAGAAGGAAAUGUUACCCCAUGUUGGAGUCAGUGAUUUCUGCGAGACUAAGAAAGCUUACUUCUUGGGGUACAUGGUACACAGACUUUUAUUGGCAGCCUUAGGGAGAAGGGAAUUGGAUGACCGUGAUCACUAUGGUAACAAACGUUUGGAUCUGGCAGGACCAUUACUAGCGUUCUUGUUUAGAGGGUUGUUUAGAAAUCUUAUGAAAGAAGUACGGAUGUAUGCACAGAAGUUUAUAGACAGAGGAAAGGAUUUCAACAUUGAACUUGCACUCAAACCCAAGGUCAUCACUGAUGGACUUCGGUACUCCCUGGCUACAGGGAACUGGGGUGACCAGAAAAAAGCCCACUCCUCAAGAGCAGGUGUCUCCCAGGUAUUAAACAGACUAACAUUUGCCUCUACGCUAUCUCAUCUACGACGUCUUAACUCUCCCAUUGGGCGAGAAGGAAAACUAGCAAAGCCUCGACAACUGCACAACACGCAUUGGGGUAUGAUAUGUCCAGCCGAGACACCAGAGGGGCAUGCUGUAGGACUUGUGAAGAACUUAGCCCUUAUGGCUUACAUUUCUGUGGGUUCACAACCUAGUCCUAUUUUAGAGUUUAUGGAGGAAUGGACAAUGGAAAACCUUGAAGAGAUUACACCAUCAGCCAUCAACAAUGCUACAAAGAUUUUUGUGAAUGGUUGCUGGGUUGGUAUCCAUCGUGACCCUGAUCAGUUAAUGAGUACACUGAGAAAGUUAAGGAGACGUAUGGACAUCAUUGUAUCUGAGGUCUCCAUGGUACGGGACUUUAGAGAAAGAGAAAUAAGAAUCUACUCUGAUGCUGGUCGUAUUUGCCGUCCUCUGCUGAUUGUAGAGAAUCAGAAGUUACUAUUGAAAAAGAAUCAUAUUGAUAUGUUAAAGGAAAGAGAAUAUAAUGAUUAUAGCUGGCAAGAACUUGUUGCUGGUGGCAUUGUAGAAUACAUUGACGUCAAUGAAGAAGAGACUGUCAUGGUUGCCAUGACACCAGAUGAACUUGUAGAAAAAGGCCAGGCBUACUGUUCAACAUACACCCACUGUGAAAUCCAUCCAUCAAUGAUUCUUGGUGUCUGUGCGUCCAUCAUUCCUUUUCCUGAUCACAAUCAGAGAUCCUAUCGUGAUCAAGAGUCCAAAAGAGGUCUAGACCAAGAGGAGACUUUUGAGAAACCAACAAGGGAUCAAGUGACAGGAAUGCGCAAUGCAGUUUAUGACAARCUUGAUGAUGAUGGUCUAGUUGCACCAGGAACUCGAGUUAGCGGUGAUGAUGUCAUUGUUGGAAAGACAACGACUCUACCUGACAAUGAUGAUGAGUUGGAAGGUUCGACAAAAAGAUAUUCAAAGAAAGAUUCAAGUACUUUCUUGCGUCCUAGUGAAACUGGAAUAGUUGACCAGGUUAUGGUCACAAUCAACCAAGAAGGUUACAAGUUUACAAAGAUUAAGGUGCGUUCUGUUAGAGUCCCACAAAUUGGAGACAAGUUUGCCAGUCGUCAUGGUCAAAAAGGAACAUGUGGAAUUACAUACAGACAAGAGGACAUGCCGUUCACUUGUGAAGGCUUAUCACCUGAUGUCAUCAUUAAUCCCCAUGCUAUUCCUAGUCGUAUGACUAUUGGUCACUUGAUUGAAUGUCUCCAGGGCAAGGUAUCAGCGAACAAGGGCGAAAUAGGUGACGCUACACCUUUUAACGAUGCUGUCAACGUACAGAAAAUAUCCCAGCUACUUAACGACUAUGGUUAUCAUCUUAGAGGGAACGAGGUAUUGUAUAGCGGAUUUUCUGGACGUAAACUCAACACUCAGGUUUUCCUUGGGCCGACGUAUUACCAACGACUUAAGCACAUGGUUGACGACAAGAUCCACUCUCGUGCUCGUGGUCCAUUACAGAUCCUUACCAGACAGCCUAUGGAAGGACGAUCACGUGAUGGUGGUCUUCGGUUCGGUGAGAUGGAACGUGAUUGUAUGAUUGCUCAUGGUGCCGCACAGUUUCUCAAUGAGCGUCUGUUCGAAGUGUCUGAUCCAUACAGUUGUCAUGUUUGUAAUCUUUGUGGAUUAAUCGCCAUCGCUAAUCUACGUAACAACACUUUUGAAUGUCGUGGAUGCAAGAACAAGACUCAGAUUUCAAGAAUUCGAAUGCCGUAUGCAGCCAAGCUACUGUUCCAGGAGCUGAUGUCCAUGAGCAUCGCCCCUCGAAUGAUGGUAUGCGAUCCCGUCAAGUAGACUGAUCGCAUAUUAUAUCGUAUAAGCUCGGAUAGACAUCGAGUACUCGACUGCACGACGAUUCAACCACGAACUUACGACGACCUCGUCACGAAUUCACGAACUUCAUUGUCGUCCCUUGAAGAUGGUAUGCGAUCCCAUUAUGUUAACAGAUCGCAUAUCAUCGGACAAACUCGGAUAGACUUCGGGUACGACKGAAGCACGAACUAGCAACGAUAACAUCACGAGUUUGAUACGAUUUCAUGUCGAGUUUCCGAUGUAGAUAAGUAUUUAUUUUCAUCGACUUCGUAAGCAUUCAUCUCUUGUGAAAAACGAGGUAUGCUUACGAGUUAAUAUUUUUUCGUGUACAAAGCUGAUUGUAGGGUAUAGAUUUCUAAUUAAACAAGCUAAUAAACUUA